AAGUCUUCCGCUGAGUGCCCUUGCACGGGCGCGCGCAGCAGGACACAGCGGCAGUGAGUGCGCGCGCCUUCCGUGUCUGAUUGGUUCGCUGACAGUCAGCCAGCGGUGCGAACCGGACUUCAUCAACGGACAGCGAUCGGUAUCAACCCAAACAGUGCUCUGCGCACCGGCUCCUCGUCUCGUUCCAUCGCCCUACAAUUCCUCCGAAAUGAAUCCACUGUGUAGCAGAUGUAACCGAGUGGUGUAUCCCACGGAAAAAGUGAAUUGCCUUGACAAGUACUGGCAUAAAGGAUGCUUUAGCUGUGAAGUCUGUAAGAUGACUCUAAACAUGAAGAACUACAAAGGCUUUGAGAAGAGACCAUACUGUAAUGCACACUAUCCGAAGACGUCAUUCACCAGUGUUGCCGACACUCCGGAGAACCUGCGCCUGAAACAGCAAAGCAAGAUGCAGAGCCAGGUGCUCUACAAGGAGGAAUUUGAGAAGAACAAAGGAAAGGGCUUCAGCGUUGUGGCUGACACACCAGAAUUGCAGAGAAUCAAGAAAACGCAAGACCAAAUCAGCAACAUCAAGUACCAUGAGGAUUUUGAGAAGAGCCGAAUGGGAGGGGAAGGCCCGCCUCAGCACCCACAAACACCUCAACAAAACACACCUCCAGCAUAUCAGCCCUCGGCAGCAUCUCAGAACUAUCACUAUGAGCCUGAGCCCGUGCGUCAGGCCGCUGCCGCCCCUCCUCCCAGCUCUGGGAAGCGCUACCGAGCGGUGUAUGACUACACCGCAGCUGAUGAGGAUGAGGUGUCGUUCCUGGACGGCGACGUGAUCAUGGAUGUGCAGCAGAUCGAUGAGGGAUGGAUGUACGGAAGAGUGGAGCGCACCGGCCAGCAGGGGAUGCUGCCCGCUAACUAUGUAGAGGCCAUCUGAACAUAAGUAGAGAAAGGGGGAAGGGAGGAAAAGAAAAAGAGGGGGUUGCGGCAGAAAGACGCAGAUGAUUAGCCGAGUGCCAUCUCACCUUUCAAGAUCUCAUCUUUUUCCUCUUCUUUUCCUGCACUAACUGUCCUAUCAGGGGUCAGCCUCUGUGACCCGGUUAUGAUCCAAAACAAACAUAGUUCAGUACGUAAUCAAACACGGCAACAGCGCAUACACGCACUCGCAUAAAUAGUGAAUGAUUUACUACUUCCACCCAUCUUUUUCUCUCUGUCUAUUGCUUUUGCUGUCUAUCUGUCUGACUGUUUGUCUUUUUAGUAAGUGUUUCCUCAGUCCUGGAAAGGUGCUGUCACAAGUGGCGCUUAAGUCUUAACAAGACUCUCAUACACCAACCUUCAAAAUACAUGACCACACGGGCCUCUAAAAUAUUUUGGGCCUGCUAUAGAGCACUUCGCAGGCAUCUCAACACUUAUCCUAUCAGUUGCUAUGACAAUUCGUGAGAGAAUCUGGUCCAAACUUCAGUUGUCAGAUUUUUAUAUAUUAUAUAUAUCUAUUUUCAUUGUUUCUUAUCUUCUUUGCAGCUUGUAAUUGUAAUGUAUCCAGUACAAUUUCACAUCUCAUCGGCUGUGGGUCUAUGAGUAACAAUUCUUGGUCAUGAGACUUCUGGUCAUUUCGAUUUUCAUUCCAUACGUCUGACCAUUUGCAUCAUGUGUUGGAACUGGAGUCUAGAAAAGGCUCCUCUUUUUCAACUGGACAUUCCUAAAACUGUAUGAAAAGGACGGAGCCUUUUUAUAUUUACAUAUUCACUUAAGCUCCUUCACAUUCCUCUAGCCCUUUACAGAAUUACUUAAAUGAGUGUCAUUUUGUUCUGCAGCUCUUGCUUUUAAAAAUGCGAGAAAAUAGUGAUGUAUUUUGUUCUUCAUAAAGGGAAAAAAAAAAAACAGAAAUUAUAUAGUCACUUAGCAAGCGAGGAGCAGAACAGCAUUGUAGAAUAGUGAGAGAAGAGAGGAGCCCAAGCACAAUUCUAUGGACCAUUUUAGCUUUGGAUUUUAAUUAUUCCAUUUCAGUUCUGGAACAUUCCAUGUGCAUUGUAUCAAACUGUAUCUCAGAGCUGUUCUGUAAGACGUUGUUAUUGAUGUUUUUGUUUUUUCCUCAUAUCAUUGCUUAUUCUCAUUGCCUUGCUGGUAUUGUACAAGACGAAAUUUUAAUGUCAAUUUAUCAAUAUCAGUGGAAUAAAAAAAUCUAUUUGUAUACCAA
Molecule: messenger RNA, 2179 nt
Organism: Onychostoma macrolepis
Lineage: Eukaryota; Metazoa; Chordata; Actinopteri; Cypriniformes; Cyprinidae
Gene: lasp1
Product: LIM and SH3 protein 1
Exons: 7
Coding region: 209-919 (236 amino acids)
Cellular component (GO): focal adhesion
Molecular function (GO): actin filament binding
Source: RefSeq, a predicted model, not a curated record